This is a messenger RNA of Oncorhynchus masou masou (cherry salmon), 2952 nucleotides long. Its product is annotated as opioid growth factor receptor-like protein 1. Gene Ontology annotation, molecular function: opioid growth factor receptor activity. The transcript is spliced from 7 exons. The record is from RefSeq and is a predicted model, not a curated record. NCBI's taxonomy places the organism in Eukaryota, Metazoa, Chordata, Actinopteri, Salmoniformes, Salmonidae. The coding region runs from base 145 to 1248 and encodes 367 amino acids. Gene Ontology annotation, cellular component: membrane.
GGUGUGUUCACCGCGGCCAGCAAGUCUGUGGAUUGGAAACCCCCUCAGCCUGCCAUUUAAAAGACCCAGGAGGCCGACUGCACGUCAAAAUAUGUAGGCUAAAAGGACACAGAGGACGGCUGCGACUCAGAUUAGGUUUGUUAAAUGGGAAAUCUGAUAGGCAGUUUGCGCUACAAGGAGCCGAGCACUGUGGAAGAAUGCGACUCGACGUGGGAGUCAGACUCGGAAUGCGAUGAGCAGCCGGGUGAUGAGGACAGCGGGAUAUCCGAGUGUGUCAGCCCCCCCUUGACGGGGAGAUGCGGCGAACAAGCGGACAUGUCCCCGCAGUUCUCUGACUCUAGCACCAAGAUGAAGAGGAGCUUUUAUGCUGCAAAGGAUCUUUACAAAUAUCGCCACAGCUACCCGAACUACAAGGAGCCCCGAUUACCUAAUGAGUACCGCAACCUUCGCUUCUACCUGAACACGAUCCCUCUAAUACCAGAUGUCAUCUUCAUUGAGGAGAUCCUGACCAAAUGGAAAGGAGAUUAUGAAAAACUGGAGCACAAUCACACCUACAUACAGUGGCUUUUCCCUCUGAGGGAGCAAGGGCUCAACCUCUAUGCUCAAGAACUCACUCAGGAGGAGAUCAAGGAAUUCCUAAGCACUCGGGAGGCCAAGCGGCGAUUCUUGCUGGCGUACACACUCAUGCUGGAUUUUUACGGAAUCAAACUCCUGGAUAAGAUUGGGAAUGUCACCCGAGCUUCCAACUGGCAAGAACGCUUCCAGCACCUCAAUGAGUCACAGCACAACUACCUGCGGAUCACGCGCAUUCUCAAGUCUCUAGGUGAGCUUGGCUUCGAGGCCUUCAAAGCCCCCCUGGUGCGUCUGCUGCUGGACGAGGCUCUGUGUCGAGGCACCCUGCCCAACAUGCUGCACAGCAUCCUGGAGUACUACGUCUACACAAUCCGCUCACGCUCCCUCCGCCGCAGCCUGCUCCGCUACGCAAAACAGCACUACCAGCCGGCCAACACCUUCCUCUGGGGGCCCCCGGCCAGGAGAAGAGGAGCUGGGGCCGGGCCAGGACCCAUCCUGGAGAGGAGCGGAGGAGACCCCCAUAGGGCUCGUAAUCCGCUGAUGAAGCAGGACUCAGGGGGAGGGGGGGAUGGGGGAGGAGAGGGGAAGGGAACCAAGGGCUGUACCGCUUCCACGAAAUCCCUCCAGGAGGGGGUGAAGGGCGAGUACAUUAAGACUGUACCACUGGAAGACUGAAGGGAUAAUAGAUAAUAGGGGGGGGGGGGGGGGGUCAUUGUAGAAAUACUGGCCCAUGCAAUGUUUUUAUGGACUUAAAAGUCGUAGCUAAGUUGUAGUAGCUAAGUUUAGUACGCAGCACAAUCCUUAACGUUAAACUACUCUUGCAAUGUUUUCUCUUUAUCACAAUGCAUUUUGUCCUUUUGUAUUGAUUGACUGCACUUGGCAAUCCACUCAUAAUUGUACAGACCGUUCUAGCCAAGCAGAUCACAUUUAGGAGUUAGCAUACAACAAACAGCCCGAUUGGUUGGAAGUAUGAAACAAACAAUCUGAUAGGAUAUAAACAACUGCUUGACAAGGCGGCUGCUGUGUGGAAUCUUGCACCUUUGACAAUCUGUGUCUUCCUAUAUGAGAUAUCUCUGUUACUUCCUGGUUACUUCUUGAGCUGAUCUUCCUAAUGGCUGCUGAUCCUGGCAAUGAGGGUGAAUCAUUGGCUGUUGGAUCCCAUCUUCCUACACAAAGCCUUCUGUAGCUUUCAGAGCAGCCAAGCUAGUCAGACGCACAGGCUCAUAUGAGAUUUUCAGGUAUACUGUAAUGCGAUUGAAAACAUGGGCUCAAGUGUUAAUACUGUAGCUGCUAGAUGGUAUGUGUGUGUUGAGACUAGUGUGUUUGUGAUAAGCAGUGUGUGUACUACUACUAUCUGAAGUGCCUCUUUUCUAUUCAUCUUUUAUUGGUUAAUUGUGUUCAGUUAGGGAUGUAGGUGUGUACUGAUCAAUGUUUCAGUUAAAUAUUUUCAUAUAUGAAUUUGGUUAGCUGAUGGGUUUUAGAGUAAAAGGCACAAUUUGCUUCCAUAAGAACAGAAACUGAACGUUUCAAACCGAACGUUUCAAUGUACCAGUAUGAUUAUAACAGGCAAAUAACUGGACGGCAGCUUGGGAUAGCACGUUUCUGUAGGGUACACAUUUUACAGUACAUUUAAAUCUGAGUCAUCUAGCAUACACAUGAUCCACAACAAUACCUGGCACUUGGGUCCUGAAUCCUGAACCAUUCUAUUGGGGAAUAAUUCAUAAGAAUCCUAAUGAGGAUGAUGUUUUUUUAUUGGGGAGAAAAAAUGCAGAACUGUUGAGUGUAUGUAUAUAGACAUACACAUUUGUAGUAUAGCCUCUCAAAAAGGAGGCUGAGUGGAUGGCUUGAAUCCAACUCUCUCUUUCUUAUUCUCUCUCUCUGUCUCCCUAGCCAUACAUUAUUGGUUGGCAUUGCCAUGUUAAAAUGUGCCAAUGAAGACCAGUUAAAAUGACUAAUUUACUCCCUCACGUUCCCCCUUCUCUCCGAGGCUUAUGAUAAAGAAGGAUCUCCUCCCUCUCUCUGUUUCUCUAAAGACCCUCACGUUGUUUAACUGUCCCUAUCGGCAUCUGGGUAUAGAUAGGCUUGGGAGAGGAUGGGAGGAUGAGGAAGAGGAGACAACUGGGGGAAGGGGACUAACUGUACAUCCAGUCUAUGGAAUGCUUGGAAGCACGUCUUGUCGAUGCGUAUAGAUGCGUCAGGUAUAGAUGCAUCUCUCUCGCUCUCUCUCUCUGUUGUCUUCCUUGUGACUGAUUGGUCUCUGGAUGUGUAAAGGUUCCCUUCAGAAGUGUGUUUUGUAAAUUGUAUCAAUUCUUAUGAUUUGUAUAAGACAGUUUGUGAAGCAUCAUUUUAUGGCUGCUGUAAUAAAUUAUGGCAAAUCAA